This is a messenger RNA of Syngnathus acus (greater pipefish), 6519 nucleotides long. It is a transcript of the gene kdm3b, whose product is annotated as lysine (K)-specific demethylase 3B. Gene Ontology annotation, molecular function: histone H3K9 demethylase activity; transcription coregulator activity; chromatin DNA binding. The transcript is spliced from 25 exons. The coding region runs from base 293 to 5680 and encodes 1795 amino acids. Gene Ontology annotation, cellular component: chromatin; histone deacetylase complex. Gene Ontology annotation, biological process: regulation of transcription by RNA polymerase II. Lineage: Eukaryota; Metazoa; Chordata; Actinopteri; Syngnathiformes; Syngnathidae. The record is from RefSeq and is a predicted model, not a curated record.
GUUGCCUACGAGGAGUGCGUUUGAUUGUUGCAGGGCUCAAUGGCGGACGUAGCAGAGUAGUCGCGGACAUCACCGAGGACAAUAACAUCUCCACCGUGUUAAUUCCGUGUCGACGUCCCGUGCCGUGGUGUGCACGGCUCGAUUUGCAGUUUGCGGUGUAUUUAGCGGUACAUUUAGUGGCCGCCAUCGGCUAUUUCCCCCUCCCCUGCUCGUCUUUUCGCACUUUCGAGUUCGCAUCCGAGCGAGGAAGUUCAUGCUGGCUCGAUAGAGGCAGCUGGUUUGCGGGCAAAACAUGGGGGAGUCUCUUGAAUUGAUCGGGAAGCGGCUACUCUUGCUGCUCGGCGACGGCGGGACUGCCAACGGAUCCGAGUCGGAGCAGACGCCGCGAGCACGGGACUGGCUGCGGGGGACGGUGCGGGCGGUGAGCGUCAUCGGCCUGGCCGCCCCGGAGGCUAGCGGAGGAGAGGCGAUAACAACAACUCCUGCUGCGGGACUUACGGUGUUUGUGGAGUUUGAGAAUGCGUCGCAGCGGUGUUCGUGGGUGCAGGUGUACGACGAUGCCGUGAAGGCUCUGUUGGUGGAAGAUUCCAUUGUUUGGGCCAGUCGGAGCGCCGCUACUGCGUCUUCCGGGUCAGCCACAGCCUGGCCUGCUCUGGCUUUCCACUCAAUAGUGGAUAGAGUGGGUUUGGGAACUGUGCUUCCAGUUCAGUAUUUUGGAAGCAACAGUCUCGAGUUCCUUCCUGAUAAAAAAUCUAUCCACAGGUUUGAGCUUGAAAAAGACAUAAGGCAUCCACUGAUGUUGGAGCAGCCCUCUGUACAGACUGCCAUUUCCAGCUGGCGAAGCGAUUUUGAAUUGCAGGAGAUUCUCAGGAAGGGUUCGUACACUAUUCAAGGACGAAGGGUUUGUGUGUACCAGCCAGAGCUUGAAGAAUGCUGGGCCCUGGGACUUGUCUCACAACAUGACCUGAUCUCACACAUAAUGGAGAUUAUGUUGGAUAAGAAUAAAGAAAAGCAGCUGGUGGACCCCCGCGUUAUACAUGUCAUGCUGGGGGACGAAGAGCUUGGUAAGAAUGGCCGGCGAAAGAUGGACAGUGAAACAUUGAAGGGUGACAACAGUCGCAGACGCAGAACCGCCUCUGAGGAGGAGGACAUGAACUUGAAGCGUUUCAAAGGAGCAGUAGAGUUGGGAGCCGAGGAGCCGAGAUGUGAUGAUUCUAACAAAAACGUGACUGAAGGGACAGACGUGUGGAGAGGAGACUCUGGUGAAAGAGUCAGCAGCACAACCAAAAAUGGCGGCACCUCCGAGGGAAACUUUCUUCAGAGCAAAGUGUCAUUCCCCGCUAAUUCCUCUGUCCAGAUGGAUCAGUCAAAUGUCAACCCGACACGUUAUUACACCCAUGUGAAAGAAAAUGGGCGGAUGCUCGCCACACAAGGGGCGGCAGACUCAACCACCUCAGUUUCUCAUACCCCUACGCCGCCUCCGCUCAAACCGGCACCCUCUCCCUUCUCUGCCACAUCUUUCCCCUCUUUGGGCCAGAUGCCAAGCCUGGUCCCCGGAGCCCCAGUCCAUAAGGCUUCUCCAUCGCAACAACCUGUCAGAGAAGAUUCUUCCAAAUCCUUUUCCAAAACCGCAGCUCUUGUUUCCCCUGGGCCUGUCACCAUUUCUUGGUCUUCGCCCGACAGCAGCCCAAGUGUAGCGCUGUCUGCCUCCGGAGGCUUUACUUCCAAGGCUCCUACUUGGGGAAGCCAGACGGAGGCAUCUAAGACUGCAUCGGGUUAUCGCCUCCCAUCAGCUGUGGCCGCUGCUCCUGUUUUUGGAGAGGUUACCUCACAGACAAAUGGAGCUGCGACUGCUUCUGCAACCUCACUGGACACUUCUCGACCCUUUGGAUUUGGGUUUGGUAGAGAUAAAAGUGAGACUCAAUCCAAGCAAGACCAAAACCUCUUUUUCCAGUGCAUGACAAAAAGUCCAGACUCCAGCCCCGGCCUAUCAGGCGCUCCAAGCCAGUCCAAGGACACUAACUACUUUGCUGCGGUGUCAGAAACUCAUAAUAAGGAACCCCCAAGCCUUUUCAAGUCUGCUACAGAAGGGGUGAAAAAGCCGGAGCAGACCAAACCACUUGACAUUCAUCCAACAGGAAAUGGUGUGCUGAGCAACUCUUCACCAGCCUUUCCAGUCAUGGGAAGCCCUUCUGCUGGCCGGGCCUCUGCCAGUGGCAGUUCUGCAACAGCAUCUGGACUACAAAACCUCUUAAAGAGUUCUAAUAAUGGUACAUUGACAGGGGCUGUGGUGAUGCCCUCUAAUGUUAAUCCUCCAGAGAACCAUCAGAACCUCUUUCUGCAGGGCCCUAAAGAGCCAGCUAAUCCAUUUUUGGCCUAUGGGGACCAAAACGUACACACGCCAUUUGCUGGACUCUCCCGGGUUGAGUGUGUCACAGACAACAAGCCCAAUCUUUUCACGAUGGCAGAGCCACCCAAGGGUAUUCUAUCCUCCCCUUUCGCGGCACUCUCAUCUACCGCUUCACCCAGCACUUCAGUCUCUCCAGCACCAACCACGACCCAGAGGGCACAGAAUGAAGCCACUCUGGUACAAGACGAACAGGUAGUCGGGGAGAUGCAGUCCUCCACUUCGGGCAGCUCUAUUUUUGGCACUGCUGGCCCUGCCAGAGCUGGAAGCUCUGUUUUCGGAUCGACUGGUCCCGUCAGAAUUGAUCAACUGCCUGUGUCUUUUGACCCAAACCUGACGCAGAAGUUUGCCAUGGAGGAAAGAGCACAAUCAACAAAACGUGACUCUGACCUCAGUAGUAACAGCGACCUGUCAGACCUGAGUGAGAAUGAGGAGGGUCCAGACAAAGGCCAAGCGCAUGGAGAAUCAUCACAGUCUGGAAAGGAUGGAGCCAUGCUGCAAAAAACUAAAAUCCAAGGCGCCUCUAAAAGCCGUCCUCGAAAUAAGCCUUUCAAAGUGGGCCAGUCUGUACUGAAAGACCAGAGCAAAGUGCGGCGUCUUAAGCAGUCUGGCGAGUCCUUUCUCCAAGAUGGCUCGUGUAUCAACGUGGCCCCUCACUUGCACAAGUGUCGCGAGUGUCGCUUGGAGCGCUACCGGAAAUCUCGCAUCGCAGAUGACGAUAGCGAGGAUGACGACGAUCCAAAUGUGGCUUGUCGUUUCUUCCAUUUCCGAAGGUUGGCUUUCACUCGCAAGGGUAUAUUGCGUGUUGAAGGUUUCCUAAGCCCCCAGCAGAGCGACUCAAUGGCAAUGGGACUGUGGCUCCCUGCUCCCACUGUGCAAGAGGGGCUCGACCUUGAUACAUCCAAGUAUAUCCUGGCCAAUGUGGGUGACCAGUUCUGCCAGCUGGUCAUGUCUGAGAAGGAGGCUAUGAUGAUGGUGGAACCUCAUCAGAAAGUAGCCUGGAAACGUGCCGUGCGAGGCGUCAGGGAAAUGUGUGACGUUUGUGAGACCACUUUGUUCAACAUCCACUGGGUGUGUCGCAAAUGUGGCUUUGGCGUGUGUCUGGACUGCUAUCGGCUUCGCAAGAACAGACCAAGAGAAGAUUCAGAAGAUGGUCCAGUGGAUGAUGUUUUCUCUUGGUUGAAGUGUGCAAAGGGCCAACCUCACGAGCCAGAGAACCUCAUGCCGACACAGAUUAUCCCCGGGACAGCUCUUUACAACAUAGGUGACAUGGUGCACUUAGCAAGAGGCAAGUGGGGUAUUAAAGCCAACUGCCCGUGUGCAAGUCGGCAUACAAAGUCCUUAGUUCGCCAUAGUGCCCCCAAUGGGAUUUCACAGACACCGCCAAACAGCGGUGGUAUCCCUGGAGCUACGGCCAUCGCUGUUGGCACAACUCCAAAGUCGGAAAGCGAAACAGCAACGAUCAAAACUGAAAUUACGCAAACAGCAGUAUCGUCCGGUGGCGGGAUGGUGGAAAGUGUGGGCAGUACUAGCAAUUCCACUGGUGGUACGUUAUCUCUCAGUAACCUCGCACAGUCCUCCGUUAAGGAGUCGCGCCCAUCAGGAGAGGGCAACAGCUCUGCUCUGCACUGGCUCGCAGAUUUAGCCACACAAAAAUCCAAGGAUGACACAAAAGAUUCUGGUUCACUUCGCGCCAUUAUGAAUCGGGAAAGUCGACCUCCUUUUGGCCUGGACUCACUCAGUUCCCUGUCAAGGCCUUCAGCUUCCAGCCCCAAGCUCUUUAACAGCCUUUUACUGGGCUCCAGCGUGACGCAGUCCAAACCUGAAGGGUCGAGUCUUCGGGACCUGCUCAACUCUGGACCCGGCAAACUUUCCCAAGGACAUGGAGAGAGUGCAGUACCAUUCCCAUCCGUCUUUACCUCUGGAGGCAGUGAUAAGCUGAAGAGCAGCCUUCCCAACUUCUUGGACCACAUCAUUGCCUCAGUUGUGGAGACCAAGAAAGCAGAAGGCCGCCGUACGGGGAUCUCUGAGGGAAGUGAGCUUGGUGUGUUGGGAGCCCGUAAAGAUGGAAUAAUGGGUCUUAGUGUUUUGGAGCCACACACCUCGCACUCCUGGCUCUGUGAUGGCAGACUCCUUUGCCUCCAAGAUCCCAGCAAUGGCAACAACUGGAAGAUCUUUAGAGAAUGUUGGAAGCAGGGACAACCUGUCUUGGUGUCAGGCAUACAUAAACGAUUGAAGCCUGAGUUGUGGCGUCCUGAGGCCUUUAGUGAGGAGUUUGGGGACCAGGAUGUAGACUUGGUCAACUGCAGGAACUGUGCCAUCAUUUCUGAUGUGAAAGUGCGAGACUUUUGGGAUGGCUUCCAGAUCCUCUCCAAGCGACUGAAAGACAGUGACGGCAACCCAAUGGUAUUGAAAUUAAAGGACUGGCCUCCAGGAGAAGACUUCAGGGAUAUGAUGCCAACACGGUUUGACGAUUUGAUGGAAAACCUCCCCUUACCUGAGUACACUAAAAGGGAUGGCCGGCUAAACCUUGCUGCACGUCUACCCAACUUUUUUGUACGACCAGAUCUAGGACCCAAGAUGUACAAUGCUUAUGGACUGAUCUCGACAGAAGACAGGAAGGUGGGCACCACCAACCUUCAUCUUGAUGUGUCGGAUGCUGUCAAUGUCAUGGUUUAUGUUGGAAUACCUCAAAGAGAAGGAGACAUGGAGAAAGAAGCAGAUAUCAAUGGACGCAAAGAGGUCAUGACAACGAUUGAGGAGGGAGAUGUGGAUGAAAUGACAAAGAGGAGGGUGUACAAUGGAAAUGAGAAACCCGGAGCUCUCUGGCACAUCUAUGCGGCCAAGGACGCAGAGAAGAUCAGAGAACUGCUCCGCAAGGUGGGAGAGGAGCAAGGUCAGGAGAACCCUCUCGACCAUGAUCCCAUUCACGAUCAGAGCUGGUACUUGGAUCAGGUGCUCCGCCGCCGACUCUAUGAAGAAUACGGUGUGCAGGGCUGGGCCAUUGUGCAGUUCUUGGGCGAUGCUGUUUUUAUCCCUGCUGGAGCGCCACACCAGGUGCACAACUUGUACAGUUGUAUCAAGGCAGCUGAGGACUUUGUGUCUCCAGAGCACGUGAGACACUGUUUCCGAUUGACACAGGAGUUCCGACAUCUUUCUACCACUCAUACGAACCAUGAAGACAAGCUACAGGUGAAAAACAUCAUUUAUCACGCAGUGAAGGACGCCGUCGGCACGCUGAAGUCCCAUGACCCGAAAUUAGCCCGCCCGUAGUCAUUGACUGGUGUGCCGUGAUGACUAGCCUCCCAAGACCACUUCACACCAUCUCAUAAGAUCUUUUCAUACGCAUCUACAUUACACACAAACACACACACACACACGCACACUAACACACACACUGCAGCGUGAGGCAUCAAGUGUAUAAUGUCAAAUUUGGGAGAAGGGUUCAACCUGGUUUUGUGCUUUUCAGGGCGCCAAUGAAGGAAGUCCUUUAUCGCUGUCGCACAGACAAACUUGUCUAGCUUUUUUUUUUCUUUUCAAUUUGUUUUGAUUAACUCUGUAUUUAAAGUCAUUGUGUUUGUUUUGUCGUUUCCAUUGUAUAUGUACAAUGUGCAAGUAAGGGAGGUAAAAGCUGACGUGCCUUCGAAGCAGAUGUUCAGCAACCAUAUAAGAAACUGCUAUGUGCGUUCCAGACUCAUGUUUCUAUUUUAAUGACAUCAGUGUAUUUCAAUAGAUGCAAGGAUUUGUAGAUUUUUGUUGUUGUUCUUGCAGUUUUCAAACUGGGUGCUUUUACCCUCAGUGGCUGAAAGUGUAUUUGUGAAGCAGCCAAUGAAGGAAGCAGACCAAAGUUUUGUAUUUUUAGUUUUCACUUUAAGAAGUCUUUUCUUUUGUACACCCCCUUUGUCAUUGCACAAGUAAUGAUCAGGAGGAUUUCAUAGAAGAGGCUUUUUUUUGGUUACUAUGUUUCACAGGCUGAAUAACUGCAGAUUUUCAAAAACAUUGUUCUAAAAUCACAUUUGCAGCUGAACAGAACUACUGGCCAUUAACAUUGUAUCAAUAUAUAUUGAUCUUAGCAGUCUGUUUGAUUUUUCACAAUAAAGUUAAGAAAAAUG